CCGACUUGUGAGCGGAAGACAAACAGUAAUACGUCAUUUCCGGUGUUCAGUCUCCGCCUGUUGUGUUCAGGCCGCGGCUUUUUGAAAAUAACGACAGCUUCAGUAGUAAGACGUCAGUCAAAAGGAGACAUUGUGGUAUUAAAACGCGUUGUCUGACGUCGGUUCAUCAUGGCAUCCAUCACUGACCCAAACAUUAGUGUCAAGUUCACCAGUGUAAUGGAGGAGAUUCACAACAAAACACUUAAAUCAUAUGGGGAGAUAAUGGAUAUGACUACAGAGCUGUGCCAGUCCCACAGGCAGUUUUUGAAGCCUGCACUUGAUACAUGUUUGAAGAAAUGUAAAGACGAUGAGGUGCUCUUUGAGACAAUACACACAUUCAAAAUAGACUUGGAACAAAAAAAUGCAUCCUUGAAAGAGAAACACAAUGGCAUUUCUGAUGUAAUAUCUGAGAUUCAGCAGAAGGAGAUGCAGAAAGAUGAGCUUAUCCAGAAGAUAGAGAAACUUAAAGAAGAACAAGCCAAGAGAAAAGAGUUAAUUGAAUCCCAAAAUAAAGCAAACAAAGACAGACUGAAGAAUCUCCAGAAAGCCAGAUUGGUCUUUCAGGAUCACUUGGGGAUGGAGAUACGAUCAGUCCACUGCAAAACAGAGCAGGUUAAAGGUGAAAAGUUGCAGUUUGUUUUCCGGAAUAUCAACCCUUCAGAUGAGAACAGUGCCUACGUUGUCACAAUGGGGGUUAAAGAAGAUGGAUGCUACCAGAUUGUGUCGAGUGACCCGGAGCUGCAGUGUUUGCCGGUGUUGGAAAGGCGACUUCAGGAGACCAACAACUUACCAGCAUUCCUGGCAAAUGUCAGGAGGGAGUUCAUCUCCCAGGCACGUGGCUAAGGGCGGGAAGCUAUAGCAUAAAGAUUUAUGCUGCUGUUUAUUCAACACAAGGAAUGGUUAAAACCGAACAAAGAUAUUGGCCUUUGCUCUAUUAAAGUAUAUUUUUAUAUUGAUCUGUUGAUCACAUCUGAAAUUAAAGAGCAUAAGAGUAAAAAUGAAAAGAAGCACGUUAAUUAUUCUGCAUCAUUCAGAUGAUAGUGCAACAAGGUAGCACUUUUCAGAGGCCAGUACAGACAAACAGAGAUCUCACCACAUGGAAACACUGAUGGAAACGAUGUUUUCAAUGAUCCAAAGCAUCUUGUCCUUUUCACAUACUUCCUAUGAAUUAUGUAUCUGCAAAGGUUUAUGGUGCAUUGUGCUCAGCUUCAUCCCUCUUCCUCUGUGGAUCCCACAUUGUUUUCCAUAUUCUUAAAUGUUCCCUCUGUUCAGGUACUCUACUGUUCUCUUUCAAAAAUGCCUUAGUUCAAACCCUUAAAAAAAAUAAACGGCAGCAAUUGAUCCCCAUGAUUUUAACAAUUUGAGUCCAAUAUCUACAGUAAACUUUCAUUCUCAGCCAAAUUUGACAAAAUGGUUGUGAGUCACCUCUUAGAAUUUAAAAGUGACAAAACUGUACGUGAAUGUUUCCAGUCUGGUUUUAGUUUUCAUCCUGUGUGUGCCGUCCUGCUCACCGAGGUCCAUAAAUGCCCAAGUCUAGACUGAAAACAAGGUAUUUGCAGUCUGAGUUCCCAAUCUGUGGAACAAGCUCCCUGAUUGGCUGAGACUAUCUUGCCUUGUAAAACACAUUUUUACAGACUGGCCUUCGUGUGAUUUUAUUUUUUAAUCUGUGUAUUUAUUCUCCUUUAAAUGGUGUUUUUAUUUUGUCAUAUAGUGUAUGUUUUUAUAGCUUGACAUGUCCCCUGUUAUUUUUGUUUAAAGCAUUUUGUAAAUUCUGUUCUAGAAAGGUGCGUUAAGAUAUAGUUUAUCAGAAUUGUUAUCCUUAAUCAACUCAAAUGUAAAGCGGCACAGAUU
Messenger RNA from Monopterus albus (swamp eel), 1890 nucleotides. It is a transcript of the gene spc25, whose product is annotated as SPC25 component of NDC80 kinetochore complex. The transcript is spliced from 7 exons. The coding region runs from base 169 to 882 and encodes 237 amino acids. The record is from RefSeq and is a predicted model, not a curated record. Lineage: Eukaryota; Metazoa; Chordata; Actinopteri; Synbranchiformes; Synbranchidae. Gene Ontology annotation, cellular component: Ndc80 complex. Gene Ontology annotation, biological process: chromosome segregation.